Xylaria bambusicola is the source of this 1367-nucleotide messenger RNA. RefSeq lists its product as uncharacterized. Lineage: Eukaryota; Fungi; Ascomycota; Sordariomycetes; Xylariales; Xylariaceae. The record is from RefSeq and is a predicted model, not a curated record. Bases 157 to 1212 code for a protein of 351 amino acids. The transcript has a single exon.
UCCAUCUCCAAGGAUAAGUGACUUGAUUGGAGGUUACUUACUGUGUGACACUUGGGAAAGAUCAAAUUAACUUCUACUUGUUCAACUUGACACUACUCACUUCUCUAGAAGAAUACAUAUUACCUCCGAAGUAGGUACAUCAACUUCAUAGUCACGAUGCAGCCUACAGGAGUUCUCAUGGUUGGCAGCGUGCCUGGAGCCUCGCCACAAGACGUAUUCACCCGCCUAGCUACCGCGCUUUCUAGCCGUUUGCCAGCUAUACCAGACGGCGAGACUGGUGAACGAUGGAACUACAUCGGAUGGCAGCUAGGAUGCUUUCCUCCAGUCUCUCGGCGAGUGGAACUAGGAGGGAGCCACUUGCCUGAGCCCGUAUCUCCAAAGCCAACCUUUACGCUUGACGACAUCAAACCAACAGCUUACGAUGAGGCGGCUCUUUCGUCCUAUGCCGAGUUCAAACGAUUACGUGAACAGAACAUCAUUCCGCCCAAUGUUCGGUUUCAAAUCGCCCUGCCUUCACCGUAUAGUGUCAUGGCUGGCCAUCUGAAACCUGAAGUAGUCAAUGAGAUCGAGCCCUUAUAUGAGAAACGGUUUGCGGACUCGCUAGAGCGCAUCGCUGCCGAAAUCCCCCACGACGAAAUGGUGAUUCAAUGGGACCUUUGCUUUGAGAUGACGGCAAUGGAGUACGAGAUCGGCCGAAUCGACCAAGUACGCCACUCGGCCUAUUUCUCAGAUCCUAAAGGUCUCGUACAUGGUCUCGUAGACCGCGUCGUUCGACUUUCUGAGCAUAUCCCUCAAGAUGUUAAACUUGCGUUCCAUCUCUGCUACGGCGAUCUUAAUCACAAGCAUUUUGUUGAACCACAUGAUUCAACCCUGCUGGUAAAGCUUGCCAACGCCAUACUCGCUGAGAAAACUCUCGGCCCAAGAACGGAAUGGAUUCACCUACCAGUUCCAAAAAACCGAACAGAUCCUGAGUACUUCUUGCCCCUGAAAGAUCUCAAGCUUAAUGAGACCGGUGCAAAGCCGCCUCAUUUAUAUCUUGGCGUAGUACAUGCCAAAGACGAAUCCGGGACAAGGAAGCGCAUCGAGACCGCGCAGGCUACAAUCCCAUUCUCGUUUGGCGUGUCUACAGAGUGUGGUUUAGGUCGGACUCCGCCUGAUGAGAUUGAAAGUAUUCUAAGCAUCUGUAAAAAUGUCACUGCAGAGCAUACGUAGGGCACCUGCGUGAGCUUGGUGUAGGGUUACAGUCUAGGACCACUUCAGGGCAGUCGGGUACAGGAGCUCUCCUGCUGUAGCAUGUUGACUUUAGGUUAGAUAAGCUGGUGGCACAAAUCGUGUACCUAGUUCAAUUUCAUACAAUAUUUCAGCCA